Molecule: messenger RNA, 1596 nt
Organism: Symbiodinium sp. CCMP2592
Lineage: Eukaryota; Dinophyceae; Suessiales; Symbiodiniaceae
Source: the annotation of a GenBank genome assembly
AUGGCUGACCAGCUAAGUGUGCUCAAAGGAAAGGGCAAUACCGCUCUCAAGAAUGGGCAGAUUGAUGACGCGGAAAAAUAUUACCUCCUUGCUUUGGGGGCGGAACACGUGACCGAGGACUCUAUGCUUCGAAGGCAGAUUCAGCAGAACUUGGCGCUUUGUAAAAUCAAGCGAGGAGCUUGGCAGGAGUGCGUGGACAUUUGCACGACGCUGAUCUCCCAGGGCUGCGGGGACAUCGCCAAGGUGCAGUAUCGGAUGGGCCUGGCGCUGGCCAAGCUGGGACGGAAGCUCGACGCUUUGGGCCACAUCGAGAAGGCUCGCCAUCUUGAGCCGACGGACAAAGCAAUUGAGCAACUCCUGGACAGUGUGCGCAGCAUCGAGCCGAAUGAGCAGACGGCCCCAGUGCCCAUUUUGGCGCUGAUGGCUGUUCACAUGAGCAGCACUGCUCGGUAUGAGCAUUUCCGGUCCUGCCUCAAAUCGAUUGAGGAUCAGACCGUUGCCCCAACUCUAGGAAUAUCAUGGAGUGCCACAAGUGAGGAGAUUGCAAGCAAAGUUCGUGCCCUGUUGGAAGUUGCGAGGCCUGCGUGCUGCAAGAUCUGUCUAGAGCAGCCCCGACGGUUGUCGCAGUUUCAGCACUAUCGAAUUCUGACAGAGCGGCUCGUAGCCACCCAGUCUGCAAGCACACCCUGCUGGGUCGUGUUUUCUGAUGACGACGAUUUUUGGGAUCCACAGCGCAUAGAGGCUUGCGCUCAUGAGGCUGGAGGUUUUGAUGCCGAGUCAUCAGUACAAUCUGUGGUCUUCCCAUGGUUUGCAACGCGCCCGGAUGGAAUCCGUCCUUCUUCAGUAGAGGACAUUGAGGACGGACUCCGAAAGGGAGUGGUGCAGAUAAAGGGUGGCUUAUCCCAGGAAGAAAGGAAGGGUGCAACUGUCCCAUUAAGUGAGGACGAGUAUUGGAUGUAUGUUGUACGCCUUCAAGUUCAUGAGAAGUUUUUUGAACAGGCCAGCGACACACUGCUGGCAUGUGAGUUCUGUGACAUGGCAUAUAAGUCGUUUGUGAGGUCGUUCCAGAAAAUUGAUGGAGGGACGAUUUCUAUCUGCUUCCAUCCGGAUUUGCCGUGGAUGUACUUUUACCACUACGAUGAGACAAAGCAAGCUUCAUCGUCUGCAUCGUCGUCAAUGCAGGACGGGCCGACGGUAGCGGACCAAAGAGCAGCCGCCAGGCUGUUGCCAAGCCUUGCCACGAUCCCUGGGUGUGGACUCGAUACUGCGGAGGACGCAGCCUAUGCUUCGGCACUAAUUCGCAGAUCUGUGGCUUUGUGGUUCUGCACUAAUUAUGCAUUUUUUCAGGAGCCUCACCUUCCAUUAUGUGAGUCAUUCGUCAACUAUUUCUCCAACUUCAUGCCAGUCCGUGCCCGGGACAAGGUAUCAACCCAAGCAGUGAAUUGGUUUCUGCUUGUUGCCCAACCUCCUUGGAGUCAUCUGCAGCGUCUGGGAGCCACUUCAGACUUCAGCUCCUUGGAGCAGACGUGCAAAGAGAAGGCAGCUGCCGCCAUGAGCACUUCAAAGCUGUUGGGAUUGGGUUGCCAAAGGCCUUGA